This is a messenger RNA of Ambispora leptoticha, 1692 nucleotides long. Lineage: Eukaryota; Fungi; Glomeromycota; Glomeromycetes; Archaeosporales; Ambisporaceae. The record is from the annotation of a GenBank genome assembly.
AUGAGAACUUUAUCGACUGCUGCGCAGCAUCGUUCUAUAUUUUCGUCGAGUCUAAAAAAUUAUCGUCAAAGCAAUCUUCGAGCUUCAUGUCUUUUACGCUCAUCAUCCAAUUCUCACAAUUAUGCGAAACUAACUUUCGGCAGCAGAAUUCAGUCCACUAAUUUACACAUAAAUUUUCCGUCAUUUCCAUUUCCCCCUAUAAAUUUAGACUUUCUCAAACUUCACUUUCGAUAUACUGCACCAAUAAGUGCUGUAAAACGCGCUAAACGAGAAGAAAUUUACGGAAAUCUAGUAGCGUUGACAAAUCAAAAUCCAAAAAGUACUAUCGCAAAAAUUGCCCGUGAAAAUGCAAUUAAAGCAACUCAAAAAAAAGUUUUAGAAAUUGCCUCCGAUUGCCGUACACAAAAAAUAAAAUAUACUGAUCAAGCAUUCGAUCUUGCUGCGAAUCCACCGCAUGCAUUAUACAAAGCCGGAGACAAAAAAGCUGAUGGUGAAAAAGUAGAAUACUCUUCAAUAAAACGUAUUCGAGAGAUUCUGCCAGAUCGUCAAUUUUUCAUCAACGGCGAAGAACAUGGUGAUGUUAAACAAGGCUUUAUUGGAGAUUGCUGGUUUUUAGCUGCUAUGGCCGCUGCAGCUGAUGUACCCGGUUUGAUAGAAUCGAUAUGUGUAGCUCGUGAUGAAGAAGUUGGGGUUUAUGGAUUUGUUUUCUAUAAAGACGGAGAAUGGAUUUCGACUAUUAUAGAUGACCAAGUUUUCCUAAAUAAACAUGGGGAACUAUUAUUUUCUAAAUGUAAAGAUAAAAAUGAAACAUGGGUUCCAUUAUUAGAAAAAGCUUACGCAAAAGCCAAUGGUGAUUAUGAAAGCAUUGAUGGUGGUUGGCCUGGAGAAGCGCUCGAGGACUUGAGUGGGGGUAUUUCUACUUCAUAUUGGAGUCAUCUCAUCGAAGACAAGGAUAAGUUCUGGAGUGAAUUGCGUAGACCAAACACCGAUGUGCUAUUCGGAUGCGCGCACUUCCCACAGAGAUCUGAUAAGGCACUUGGACUCGUCGGUGGACACGCCUAUAGUGUAAUUCGUGCUGUUAAUCUUGAAAAUUUUAGGUUGCUUGAAAUCAGGAAUCCGUGGGGUCAGUUCGAGUGGAAAGGUCGUUGGAAAGAUCAUGGCGCAGAAUGGAAACCCGAAUAUCUCAAAAUUUUAAAUUAUUCUUUUGAAGAUGACGGUUCGUUUUUUAUGGAGUAUGAUGAUUUCCUCAAGCACUUUCAAGCAGUCGAUGAAUGCGAAUUCUAUCGUGAUCAGUGGCGCGUCUAUUCUCACUGGAUAAAAUGGACAGAUAAAGCGGAAAAUAAUCCAAAGUUUACUGUUGAACUUAAAGACCCCGAGAAUGAAUUGAAGAUUGUGCUUCAACAGCCAGACCCGCGUUAUUCUGGAAAAAACUACAAUAAAAUUGGUUUUAAUCUGAAGUUCAAUUUAAUCGACACCAAAACCAAAAUGGCCAUCUCCAGCCCCCAAGAAUAUUAUUGGAAACGCGCGACUAAUCUCAGCAUUACGCUUCCUGCAGGUAUUUAUCAAAUUAUCCCUGAUCCCACAAAAGUCCGAAAUAUGGAAUGGAAUAAAGAACCAACCAAAGAUGAUUUUGACACUUUGUUUGGGUUAAGAAUUUAUACGGGAAAUAAUAUUAACUUAGGAGUAAACUAG